This is a messenger RNA of Paracoccidioides brasiliensis Pb18, 1128 nucleotides long. RefSeq lists its product as uncharacterized. Bases 1 to 1128 code for a protein of 375 amino acids. The record is from RefSeq and is a predicted model, not a curated record. The transcript has 3 exons.
AUGGUACCCAAAAAUGAAGUCUACCUCGAAUUCGCAGUCGUCCGCCUCAGGGACAUCUUCAACACCCUGCACCGUAUGGGCCCCGUCAUCCGAGACCUGAAGAUAUCUACAGCCAUACCAGACAGGAUCAGUACCACCGCAUUCGUCAUCGCCUUCCUGGACUGGGCUAUCUCGCCCAGAUCCAUCGCAGGAGAUCUCAUCCGGGUGCUUGAGAGGGUCGAUGUUAACGUAAUGGAAGAGGAUGCUGACACCGUCAUGCACAAGCUGACGAUGAAGAACGAGGCGAAGGAAGCCGUUGUGUCGUGGGCGCGGUUCUGGUGUUUGAAUCUUUUGUUUCCGAUGAUGGACAGGCAGCUCUUGGGCAACUUGCCGGAGUAUUGGUCGAUAAUGGCUGACAUAAGGCACUCUGUGAUGCAACGAGACUCAAACCGCUGCCCCGUCACCGGCAUCUACGACACCUUUACCGCAACCAACGUAGAACCCCAGGGCACCCUAGCCGCCGUCCACAUCAUCCCCCCCCGAAUAUCCUACAACAAAACCGCAAAAACUCUCAUCAGCAAAUUCACUGGCGGCCAAAUCCUCCCAGAACACCUCUCCCCCGAAAACAUCGACGCCAUGGAUAACGCCCUCAUGCUCUCCACAACCAUCUCCACCCUCUUCGAACAAUACCGCUGGUCCAUCUGCCCAGAACGCCAAGGAAACCCACGAUUCUCUUUUUCCGUCCCAGGCUACCACGAGGAAGAGCAUUCCUACCGCCUGCGCAAAGUCGCCGAUUUCUACCCGCCCAACACCUUGUCCGCACCGGAGGAUUCCAGGAUCCUGUUCGGUCGAGGACCGCCCGAGGGGGGUGUGUUCGUCUUGCCUAACCCGUCCUAUCUGCGCUUGCAUUAUUCGCUGGCGCUGAUCUUGGAAGCGACGCAGGCUGGGAAGACGAUUUCGAGGAUUCAGCAUGCGAUGAUGAGGUCGGGCCUUGGGCGGAGGGCUUUGGUGUUUUGGGGGGAUGAGAUGGAGGUUUUCUUGCCUACGAUUUACAGAAGGGGCAUGGAAUGUGUACUGGGGGUGCUUCAGUGGUAUGCGGAGGAGGCGGAGGCGAAAGCUGUGAGGCAGAGGGAGAAGGGGGGGGGAUGA